Messenger RNA from Cyclocybe aegerita, 561 nucleotides. The record is from the annotation of a GenBank genome assembly. Lineage: Eukaryota; Fungi; Basidiomycota; Agaricomycetes; Agaricales; Hemipholiotaceae.
AUGGCACUGCCCGCUGUCCCCAAUGGCAAGCUAGACCCCAAUUACAUCGCCAGACAUCUCAGAGAGGCAUUCUCCUGCGUCAUACCCGAUUUAGAAGGUUUCCUGCACCCUGUCCCGCCCCCUAACAAUGACAAGCACCCUAUUCAAUGUCCCCGAGCAUUGUUUGUCUGGCUGUUACAAGUGAAGGUGUUGCAUCUGCGCAAGUCUCUCUAUGGCUUGAAGCAAGCUGCUCAUCAAUGGAACAAGAAGUUACAUGCUGCUCUUGUUGAAAUGGGUUUCAAACGCAUUGAGGCUGACUGCUCUGUCUACAUUUACUCCAAUGGAGUGGUCAAAAUCAUUGUCCCCAUUUAUGUUGAUGAUAUCACUUUUGCUUCCAAGUCCAAUGUUGCCAUUGACAAGGCUGUGAAGGACCUCUGUACACAUUUCAAAUGCUGUGAUUUGGGAUCCACCAAGUUCUUGCUGGGUGUUGGGAUUGGUCAGGACAAGGACAAGAAACUCAUCACACUCCAUCAGCACUCCUAUGGCACCUGGUACUGUCUUAUCCAAGGCAAUGGGUCCUGA